UAGUUUUAAUAUUAUAACCGUACAAUUUAUAACAUUUAUAAAGUAACAUGGAUUCUAUUUAAUAAUAUAAAAAUGUAUGCAAAUUUUUCCUUUUACUUCCAGAUGCUUACCAAACCUUUCGUUGUGAUCUGCUGCCUGGCAGUGGCAGUGCUCGCGGAGGAGAAGUACACUGACAAAUAUGACAACAUCAACAUUCACGAGAUUUUGGAGAACAAGAGAUUGUUGACAGCUUAUGUCAACUGUAUGCUGGACAAAGGCAAAUGCAGCCCCGAAGGCAAGGAGUUGAAGGACCAUAUUCAAGACGCCCUCGAAACGGGCUGUGAAAAAUGUACCGAAAAACAAAAGGAGGGAGCUACGACCAUUAUUGAACGGCUUAUCUCACACGAGAAGGAGUUCUGGGAUGAACUAUGUGCCAAGUACGAUCCCGAAGGAGUAUGGAGGAAGAAAUACGAGGAACAAGCAAAAGAAAAAGGCAUCAUCAUACCCCACUAAGGAAUAUGUAACAAAGGCUAUGGAUUUUUUACAAUAUUUUGUAAUUUAUUUUUAAUAAAGAUUUAAAUGCA
Molecule: messenger RNA, 563 nt
Organism: Vanessa tameamea
Lineage: Eukaryota; Metazoa; Arthropoda; Insecta; Lepidoptera; Nymphalidae
Gene: CSP4
Product: allergen Tha p 1-like
Exons: 2
Coding region: 73-492 (139 amino acids)
Source: RefSeq, a predicted model, not a curated record